This is a messenger RNA of Panicum virgatum (switchgrass), 808 nucleotides long. Its product is annotated as glycine-rich cell wall structural protein 1.0-like. Lineage: Eukaryota; Viridiplantae; Streptophyta; Magnoliopsida; Poales; Poaceae. The transcript has a single exon. The coding region runs from base 140 to 589 and encodes 149 amino acids. The record is from RefSeq and is a predicted model, not a curated record.
GCACUCACGCCCCCCGCGUCUAUCUGCUGCCCUGCUGCAUAUAUACAGGCGGAUCAUAUCACAGGCCCAUCCAACGCCACUCCAUCCGGAGCUAGCUACUCCUACUAGCUAGCGCACGCCACGGUUCAGAGAGCUAGCCAUGGCCCCGCACCGCCGCUGCGCCCGCACCCUGCUCCUCCUCGUGGCUGCCGCCGUCGCCUCCGCCGCGCGCGACCUCGACGCCGCAAACCCGCUCCCUGCGCCGGCCGCCGGAAACAAGCCCGACCCUGCUUACCACGGAGGCUACGGCGGCGCCAUCCCGGGCAUCCCGCCCGGCGGCUUCUACGGCGCCGGCCCGGGCAACAACGGCGGCGGCGGCGGGUGGGGCGCGGGGUACGGCGGCCCCGGCGGCGGCGGAGGGUACGCGCACGGCGGCGUGGAGGUGCCGACGGUGGUGUGCCAGGAGAAGGGCCCCUGCUACGGCAAGAAGGUGGCGUGCCCCAAGCGGUGCUUCUGGUCAUACAGCCGCUCCGGCAACGGCUACGGCGCGGGCGGAGGCGGCGGCUCGUGCGCCGUCGACUGCAAGGCCAAGUGCACCGCCACCUGCUGACUGCCUCACCUCACUCAUUGCUACCCACUGAUCAAUCGAGAUAUAUAGCUGCAUGCUCAAGCAGGUCUACAUAUCGGAGUACUAUAGUAUAUAAUAAGUCGUUACUAUAUAUGAUGUACUUUCACCAUGCAUAUUGUACUAUGUGAGAUGCUAAUGUAAGCAUUAGCAUAUUGUACUAUGUGUACUCCUAAUCAAAUAAGUUGACAUCAUGUUGCUUAA